UUGAUGCGCUAAAUUCAGCAGUCACCGUCUCCCUUCAUUGCCUAUCCGCUGCAAUGCCUUUACUGCGUAGUAUUAGCAUAAUUGGUUCUGGUAAUUGGGGCUCUACCAUAGCAAAAAUUAUAGGGACUAAUGUUUUGAAGAGCCCUAGCUACCAACCUAAGGUGAAGAUGUGGGUAUUUGAAGAGCAAGUAGAUGGCCGAAAAUUAAGUGAAAUAAUUAACACCUCCCACGAAAACCCCAAAUAUUUGCCAGGGGUCAAUCUUCCGCAAAAUGUUGUUGCAAUCCCAGAUCUUUCUGAAUGCACUAGGGAAGCCGAUAUUCUUGUAUUUGUUCUACCUCACCAAUUCCUGCCAAACGUUUGUAAAUCCAUGCGUCCAGUAAUAAAAAAGGGUGCAAUUGGUGUUUCACUUAUCAAGGUGGGCCUU
Protopolystoma xenopodis is the source of this 425-nucleotide messenger RNA. The record is from the annotation of a GenBank genome assembly. Lineage: Eukaryota; Metazoa; Platyhelminthes; Monogenea; Polystomatidea; Polystomatidae.